Molecule: messenger RNA, 1794 nt
Organism: Caenorhabditis briggsae
Lineage: Eukaryota; Metazoa; Nematoda; Chromadorea; Rhabditida; Rhabditidae
Exons: 16
Coding region: 1-1794 (597 amino acids)
Source: RefSeq, a predicted model, not a curated record
AUGUAUAAACUUUUAUUUUUAUUCCAAAUUUUUCCGUUUUGCUGGUCCAUCAAUUCUACAUCCAAAUAUCAAAUGAUUCUUGUACGUGGUAAUUUGGGAUCUACAAACAAUUGCACCUCUUAUUCUGAAACAAAUUUUAAUUUUAUCAAUUGCACAGUGAUGUGCGCAAGGUCAGAAUUAUGUUCGGUAACGCAAUUCCAAAAUGACACAUGUUUUCUUUGUGGAAUACCGGCUCGAAGUUCCUUGGAAAUAAGCAAUGAUAAAUCAUUUAUUGGUGUUCCCGUGAGCCUAAUAACAACUAUUCUCCCAAAAUCCUGUCCUCCUGGCAACUGGAAAAUGUUCUUAAGAGGUUCCGAUUACUGGUGUCUUGGGGUGAUAACGUCCUUUGCGCCUACAAGAAAAAAUUAUACAGCAGCAGUGAAUUUAUGUUCCAGCCAAAACAUUAAAAUUGCCGGGCUCAAUAGUGUCGAGGAGCAAGUUUUCGUUAGAGAUUUCGGAAAUGUAAUCCGGGCUAGUCAGCUACUUCCGGAACUACGAGUUUGGGUAGAUGGAAUGAGGAAACCUAAAUGUGUUUCAAGUGACUGGCAAUUUGUUCCGGGUUGUGACUAUUCUAAUGCAUUCGAUUUCACAGAUACUUCUCUGGUUAGUAGAGAUGGAUACACAUGGAUGGAUGGUGAACCAAAUGGAAUGCUGGAUAAUAAUGUUAUUCAAAGUUGCAUUCACAUGAUAGCGACAACUGAAAUCGAUAUAAUUGAGCUCAAAGAUGUAAUUCGAGAAAAUACGGUGAUUCAGACGACACAAAUGAUUGUGAUUCGUGCUAACUUGAGCUCGUUCGAUAACUGUACUGAGUACUCUUCUGCCACCGAAUUGAGUUUCAAGGAAUGCACAAUUCAAUGUGCCAAAUCUGUAGAUUGCAGGGUAAAUCAGGUUCAAAAUAACACUUGUAUUUUAUGCGGUGAUAAAGGACGAUGGUCAUUGAGGGACUACAUCAGUGUUUCGCUAACAGGAAUUAAGGUUGCUGGCGUAAAGGAUUUUGAAAAUACGUGCCUCAGUGUCAGAGAAGACCUACAAGACAACAUGACCUCGGAUCCAUUAAAUAUGCAAACUACAACACCACGUCCGAAAGUUUGUCCGGAUCAAUGGAGAAUGUUCCAGAGAGGGUCUAUCCAAUGGUGUCUCUCUGUCGUCAUUGGACAAAACUAUUCCUUUUUCAAUUAUACUGCUGCAGUUGAUACAUGUCUUAAACUAAAUAGCACAUUAUCUGGACCAAAUGGAGUUGAGGAACGAGAUUUUGUUAGGGAUAUGUCAAGCCAGGUUAUUAAGAAUAGUAAAAUGGCAAGAGUCUGGAUUGAUGGAACACGGAAAGCAGAGUGUAGUGGUAGCAAUUGGAAGCAAAUCCCAGAGUGUUCGGGAACCAAUGUCUCUAUCAUCCUAAACCUGCGUUCCAAUUCACUGAUCUCACACUUCAAAACUUCACAGGAUACACUUGGAACCGUGGAGAACCAAAUGGAGAUCCAGUGCCUCCUGGAAAUUAUAUUCAAAAUUGCAUUCAUAUGCUCAUUACCCCCCAGAACCGUCUUUACGUCUUCUUGUUUCAUAAACCUAUCUCUACACCUCGUUUCCUGUAUAGUUAACCGACCCUCUUUGGCGGUAAAUAAACAACAAACGGGACCGUAUCGCUGGCAGACAAAAACCGUCUUCAGAUAUGUUUCUCAUAACAUACCGAACUCCUUUGUCGGUACGGUAAACAAGAGAGACCGCGUUGUGCCUGAAAUGGCCCCGCCUACCGGUUAG